UAUCAUGAUUACUAGUAUGUCUUGUUUAUCCAAUGUCAAUGAACACAUCUUUGCCGUUCAAUAACAAGACACUUGAACUGGAUUACAGGAGCGCUUAUUUCUCAUGCAGAUUGGUAUUGCUGACCCGGCGAACUUCCGUUCUUGCCAUCGCACUCGUGUUUUUGACGUGGACACCAAUGAGAAUGCAACCAGUGUCAGAUGUGCAUUGCCCGUGUGCACUGUCCACAAAGCACCAGCGGAGCACGACUGGUUGCCAAACACCGAUGACAAUGUGCGCAAACUGGAGGAUCAUGUCGGCGAGGAAAUCGAAGCAUGGCUGGAGAAGCUCAGUCGGAACGUGCAAACACCACGGCCUAUCAACAAGUUCAAGCAACAGGUCGUCGUAGACUGGUUCUUUGGAGAUCCGAAUACUGCCAGUAAAUGCUUUGUUAUUGCCAUUUUGGAGCUGAAUGAUGAGCACGCUGUUCUCGGCAAAUGGGUAGGAGAAUUCCUGCGAGCGGCAUUGGCCCUGGACUCAUUCUGUGAAUCUGGCCAUGCCCAAUCCUGGGCGGUGGGUACAUUUACAGUACCGUUCGCUUCUCGUCGUCAGAUUCUCGCUACUGUGUGCUCACUGAAGCAACUGCUUGCUCGUGACCAAGUUCAUGUGAUGGUUCUGGUCAGCACACACGCCAGCUCGCAGGGACAGGUGUUUGCGUGCACACCAUCUCACCUAUCAGCCAGUCACGGUGGGUUUGAGGAGUUUUGCUCGUUGGAUAAUCUGGUGCUGACAGCACAGGACAGUCUAGGUUGUUCGCUUGUCGGUGUACAUUGCAGUGCAUGCUUCCUGAUGAGGUUGGACAGCUCUCAUAAGGACUGGCCUUGUAGCGUAUCUUGGGUCCAGCGUUUGUUGCAGUGCACUGUGACUGGUAGCAGAGGCGAGAUCUUCGAGACCGGAUCACAGGUCGCCGAUCUGCUGGUGCUGCUGCUGACGACUCGAGGCCUGUUUGAGGCGCCGCCGAGUCCGAUGGUCCAAACAUCGGCUGCAGCCGGUGCAGCGAAGAAGAGAAAGACGCAAGUCCGCUCUCGCUGCAGCCCGUACAGCCGCGUUCUGGCCGAGUCUGUACGCCUCAUGCGGUCCCAGCUCAGUCAAAACCUGGCUCAUGAGAUGCGUUUGGUGCAGCUCGAGCCUUCGUACGUGCGCCAGCGGAUUUCCAUCGACGAAGACGAGGCAGAGGUCCACCCUCGGCCUCUUCUCUCCUCGCGUGUCUCCCCGGUGUUGCUUACUACCGAUGCAUGUUGUCCUGCUGAGGCGGCCGCCGUUCGCCUGGCCGAGGCUAUCUCCGUUAACAUGGCCAUGCGAUCGGACGUCCAGUCGUGUGUGCAUUCGCUGACCGUGCCUGUGUCCUGCACUGGGGAUGCGUCACAUCUUAGAAAAUGGCUGUCGGAGCGUUUCUGCGAGUUCACUGCCCUCGACCAGUCCUAUUACUUCAUUGUGCUGAGUCCCGCGCUGUGCGGGCAUGCCUCGUCUGUGAUGCUGGAAGUUAAGGUCUUCCAGGAUUGGCUGCACAGUCGGCGAGCAGCCCAGGCCAGUUCUGGUGUAACUGGUCAGGAUGCACCGGCUGAACAUGGCUCAUCAUCAGCUGGAGUUAACGUGUCUGCACAGGGCUUGGCAGCGGAAAUGUCAAGAGCUGCAGGUGGACAACGGCGCCAGGAGCAGUCUUGUGGCUCUGGGAGCACUGCCCUGCGAACGGAGUCGGUUCAGUCCAAGAAGGCACUUUGCGACACUGUCGGCGUCAGUUCGGCUGCGGGUGCGACGAGUGGGACUCGCAGUCUUCAGUCCGCUGUGCCUGGUCCCACGUUGCCACGGCGCUGCGUCUACGGCCUGUACUUCCAGCAGCUUAGCCCUCGCCUGUUCAACGAGUGUGCCAGCGUUUGGAGACAUCUACAGGCGCAGGUGACUGAUAUUGACCUGUGUUCUCUACCGGUCGUGACGUGUGUCCGUGAUAGUGCCAUGCAGGACAAGUUCUCUCCGUGCCACCAGUUCCCGCUGCUGCUCUAUCUGCUGCACUUGUCCGUCGGUGAGAACUGCAUUCCGCUCACCACGGCAUCAACAUUGCCAUAUCGGCCGUCUCGCUGGGUCUUGGAGCGUGUCUACACGGAGGUGGUGAUGAUGCUGACCGGGCUGGCACAGCGCUGCAACCUCACGCUCUUCUCUCCGUCGCCGAUCGCCAUCGCGGACCACUGCCUGCGCUACGAGCUGCCCGCCGAGCUGGCCAUGAAGCAGUGGGCGUCGGGGCUGGUGUGCUGUCGCAGUGACGCUGCGCUGGACACUGAGCACCCGUACGGAUGCGAUUCCGAUGCGGAGGUAGACGAGAACAAUAUGGAGGAGCAUGGUGCAGUAUAUUCUAAAGGUACCUCUUUGGAGAGCUGUACUCAAUCUUCAGUUGAAAGCGCACGUUCAGCAUUGGCCGAGUGUGUUGGUGAGGCUGCAGUGACCACUCAGCAUGUAAAACUAGCACCGGGCAUCGCUCUACCUUGCUUUGUUGAAAGUACGGCAAGCUUAGACGGUAUCCAGGCUGAUUGCACUGAGCAGGUUACUAAUACUUCUAGUCAUGCUAAAUCCGUACUAACUAGUUCACAACCUGACGGGAGUACCGAGGAACAGCAGGCCGACUGCACACAUGCACAGCUACUGGCGGCUUCUAAACCCUUUCCAAAGACUGAUAGUAUAGGUGGAGAGUUGAGCUGCAUGUCCAGCUGUACUCUGUCCGGCGUUUCUCCUAUCAGUGCGAAGAACAGAAGCGACAAUGAGACGUUGUGUUGUACGAGUACGAAUGAUUCCCAGGUGGCUACCUGUACAGUGGACGAUGCUAAUAAUACUAGACAGUCUACUGUGACAAGCAGUAGUGGUGGCAGACUAUUUCCUGCGGGCAAGCUUGAUACACUAGAUGACUGUCUGACUUCUGACGCCAAUCAGGGUAUGCUGUGCAAUGGAAAUAGCCCCAUAGCUUGCACAUUAUCAUCUGCUAUUGGUGCGAAUGAUACUCUUGGUCGAAGCCUGCCGGUGUGUUCAGAAGGCAGCGUGACAUCAGCUGCCUGUACUGAUAGCAAUGCUGUGCAUGGGCGGAAUGCUAGUCCAGCUCCCCAUGCUAACUCUUCAGGCCCUAGCCAGCACUGUACCGAAGACGCCAUUCCACCGUCCGACCUGCCCGUUUCCAGCAACUGGAGCGAGGUGCACGUCAAACGCUACCACCUGGACUGGACGGUGGAUUUCGACAGUCGCGUGAUAUCCGGCUACGUAGAGCUGUGCAUUGACCCGGCCGGCAAUAACAUGUUUGAUCGGCCUGCUAAGCACAACACUUCAGCCCUGUGUGCCUGCCCCAAUCGGGGUAUUCUUGCGGUCAGUGAAGUCGUGCUGGACCACCGGAGACUCAACAUUACUAAGGUGAGCGCUCUUGUGCACGCUCAGACAGUGCUCAACGAUGGCAGCCAUGACAUCGCUACGCCCCAUUGUCUUGCUUCACGGAGGUUUGUUCAGCCAUGUGCAAGCAAUCUGCCAGCCGCCAUGAAGCUGUGCCCGGUGGAAUUCGACGUUUCCGAGCACUUUGUGAGGUGCUCGAAGCCAGCGUCUAUGUGCUGCCUGCCACGACAUAUUCGUGUUCACUACUCCACACCAGCGGACAGUGCUUCGCUCAGCUGGGUCAAGGAUGCUGAUGGAAGACCCUGCGUGUACACGCGCGGCUCGUCCGUCAAUCAUCGAGAGCUGUACCCGGGUCAGGACACGCCGAGGUGUGCAUCCACGUGGAGUGCUCGUGUGUGUGUACCCAGCGGCUGUACUGUACUGCUGAGCGGGGAUGAGUCCCGCGAGAUCAGCGAAGACGCAAGCGACAAGUGCAGUGUGUCAGUGUACGACUGUUCCAUGUCCACUCCGUUCUGGUGCUGUGUUCUUGCCUUCAUGGCUGGCUGGUACUGUGAAACACCAGUCGAGCCGCUCGUCACCCAUCAUGCAGCUGACCAAGGUAACGGAGCCAGCAUUCCCAUGUCUUUGUGGACAGUGCCUUCGUUGCAAACUCGUGCCGCUCAGCUGCUGGCAGUGUCUUCUCGCAACCUGUUCUGCGCCAGCACUCGCAUGCUGGGCAGGUACCCGUUCGGUCACAUGCACUUGGUGGUGAUGCCGCGCUCGUUUGGCUGCCUCGGUCUGGCUAAUCCGCAUAUGGCCUUCCUGUCGCCGUCGUUGCUGACCGAUGCCGCGUACACUGACCUGCGCGUUGCCCACGAGUUCUCGCACUCCUGGUUCGGCUUGGACAUCGGCGCUAGCAUCUGGACGGAGGAGUGGCUGAGCGAGGGAUUCGCCACGUACUGCGAGGACCGUAUCUAUACUCUGUGUCAGGAGGCAGCGGGAGGUGAUGCGGUGAUGCUGCGGCAAUUGAGUGACAUUCGUCUUCGUCUCAAGCUCAACGUCUUGGCUGCCGAAGUUGACCACACCGACACCACACUGCAAGUCCUUGUUGGUGAUCCAGAAAGUCAGGAUCGUGUCGUCAACGCACUUCGAGAGGAGAAGCCCUUCCAGCAAGUCCACUAUAUCAAGGGAUACUUGCUUCUGUGCCACAUGGCGCAGCGAGUUGGUGUUGAAACCUUCGACCGCUUCCUGGCAAGAGUGACAGAGAAGUUUAGUGGCAAGAACAUCUCAUCCAGGGUCAUCCUGAAUUUCUUCUUUGAAGAGGAGGGCGCACCUUUCCGAUCGGAGGAGUUCUGCACAGAUCGUCUGGUGGCGGACUGGCUGCAACAUCCUGGCAUGCCGCCUUCGACGCAUCUCCUUAUGCCCGAAGCGGAGAAUCAGUGUCUGGCUCGCGUGAAUGCAGAGAUAGCCUCACUGUUGAACAUGAUCCAAGCACCCGGUCAGCACCGAAAGCAGCACCACACCCACGACGGACGCAGUCCCCUGGAUCUGUCCUGUUUUGAGGUUUGCUGGCUGUUGACACAGUUGGUUCAAGCCGACAUCAAGACUCUCCGUGUGUGCUGCAUGCGGCACAUUCACGCCACGUACAGAAUGGAGCAGCGAUCUGCUGAGGAGCGUCACAUUUGGUGUGAACUUAUCGUCAAGCACCGCUGUCAGUCUUUCUACGGUGAUGUGGAGAAAUUCCUACGUGAAGACCAGGGAAUGGGUGUGUAUCUUUACGGAGAGCUCAUCCUCACCCGCCAGAAGAAAGCUCAGAAACUGGCGGUGGACGUCUUCCAGAGCCUGCAAGAGGAGCUUGACGAGGAUGCUCGGAAAGUCGUGCAGGGCAUGCUUGAACCGCUGCUUGAUGAGCAGUAGAAAAGGUGAGAAUGGUCACUUUCAUUUCAGGCAUUACCAUUGAACAACUGACCACUGAACUUCGUCAGUUUUGCCUCCAGAUUGAUUAUUGUGUUGCGUUUGAUCCUCGAACUGAGUGUGCGAAGUAUGCUACGUGUGCUACCCGUGUGUUAUUUAUUUUCACUUUAAUACCCUUAACUUAUUUCUUUAUUUCCAACUUCCGACCAGGCGUUCUCUUAUCUCCAGCUGCGAGUCCUUUUCAUCUUUGCUUGCUUUGUGUGACUGUCGUAACUCUUACUCAUCCUGCCCACCUGUUUAUGGCCGGUUUUUGGUUUUCUGUGCUUCUUCUUGGUGUUCCCUGGCUUUGUAGUCGGUUUAAGAUUUCUUUUCUUUUUUGUUUUGUAGUUUCAUCUUUUACUCAUCCAGCAUAGGGCCUUCACUGCACCAGUGGAUUAGGAUAGCAAUGUAACUGCAGUAUAGUGUGCUUCCAACGGACAUAACCAUGCGUACUUUAUGCCCGGGGUA
Messenger RNA from Sycon ciliatum, 5800 nucleotides. RefSeq lists its product as uncharacterized. The transcript has 25 exons. The record is from RefSeq and is a predicted model, not a curated record. Bases 104 to 5296 code for a protein of 1730 amino acids. Gene Ontology annotation, cellular component: nucleolus. Gene Ontology annotation, molecular function: zinc ion binding; metalloaminopeptidase activity. NCBI's taxonomy places the organism in Eukaryota, Metazoa, Porifera, Calcarea, Leucosolenida, Sycettidae.